Clunio marinus is the source of this 1464-nucleotide messenger RNA. NCBI's taxonomy places the organism in Eukaryota, Metazoa, Arthropoda, Insecta, Diptera, Chironomidae. The record is from the annotation of a GenBank genome assembly.
AUGGAGCUGGAAGAUGUUUCGUUGUGUGAUUUGCCUUUUGAAUUGCUUGAAAUUAUUUUUGAAUAUUUAAGCAAAGAAGACUUGAAAGUGUUGAUAAAUUUUUGUAAUCGGCUUCGAGAUGUUAUCAUCGCUUCGUCAAUCACAAUGCGAAAGCUCAAACUAACAUUAAAUGAGGAUUGGAUGGAGAAUCAGAAUUUUGUUGAGAAAUCUGGAAAGUUUGUCAAGAUUCUCGAUUUUGAUUAUUGCAACUUUGAAGUGCCCGAAGAAUUUCUGGGAUUGAUAAAACUAAUGAGAAACAUCGAAAGCUUAAAACUUGCGAAUAUUCAUCUAAAUGCCGAAAUUUUCAAUAAGAAAUUUAAGAUUCUCGCUAUAAAACUAAACAAAUUGAUGAGAUUAGACUUGGACAACUCACAAGCAGUUGGAAAACUUGUUCGGCUUUACCUGAAGAAACUUCAAGUGAAGCAUCUGCGGUUGGAUUUUUCUCAUUACAACGUCACCGAUGAGUUUGUCAAACUUUUGUGGUCGCAACAAACUUUGGACACUUUGGAACUUUCGGGAUUCAACAACAUCUUGUAUCAGUCACUUUUUAAACACAACAUCAGUUACAUGAUUCGUUUUCCACUCAAACGACUCAUCUUGAAUCAUCGAGUGACUUACAAUGAGUUUUAUUUGGAAUUCUUUAAAGUUCUCGUUUCAUUGGAAUCUUUGGAAGUUUACAAAGAAGUUGAAACACAAGAAUUCUUCAAUGUUGUCUUCGCGAUGGAAAAUCUCAGAUCUUUGGCACUUUCAACAAACUUUGUGACUUUAAAGAACAUCGACUUUAAAAAAGUUGGAAACUCAAAGAUAGAAGAGCUGAUUUUAGUCACAAGAAAUCAAUACGGAAUCGAGCAGACGAUCAACUACUUAGCCAUGAAACUUCUCAUGUUAAGAAAGCUUAAAGUUGUUAACAUUAAAACAGAUUCAUCCGAUCAAAUGUUGGCGUUCGUCCAUCUGAAAAAGCUUGAAAGUCUUCACAUCGAUAACUCUAAAGUGAAAUUUCUACAAAAUAUAAAACUUGAUAAUCUUCAAAGUCUUCAUUUAACAAACAUUCAUCCAUUCUUAAAGUUUGAAGAUUGGGAAAACUUUUUCAAAAACAAUCCGAAAAUUUCAACUUUGAUUUUAUCGCACUUUGAAGUUUAUUACGUGAUUGAAACUAUAAAAUCUGAAAUCGAUAAAAUCAUUUACAAUCUACAUUACAUUGAGAAAAGUUUAAAGCAUCUUGAAAUUUAUCAAGAGUUGAGAUAUCAAAAGCCAAUGAAAGUUUACAUUGACAUUGGAAAAGAUGACAAAAUUAUGAAAGUUUCCGACUCAUUCAUUAAAAUUUGUCGUGAAGAGUUUCAUUUGCUUAGGAAAAUGAAGGGAGGAUUAAAUUUGAGUUACUAUGCAGACGAAUACUUUGAGAUUAAUAACAAAUAUCUGAAAUAG